This is a messenger RNA of Gekko japonicus, 2182 nucleotides long. It is a transcript of the gene HNRNPA3, whose product is annotated as heterogeneous nuclear ribonucleoprotein A3. The transcript has 12 exons. NCBI's taxonomy places the organism in Eukaryota, Metazoa, Chordata, Lepidosauria, Squamata, Gekkonidae. The coding region runs from base 133 to 1284 and encodes 383 amino acids. Gene Ontology annotation, molecular function: RNA binding. The record is from RefSeq and is a predicted model, not a curated record.
CGUGCCCCGAUUUCCUGUGACCUCGCCCCGCCUUCCCUCUUCCUCUCGGCUCCAUAUUGAGGCUGAAGGAGGCAAAACUCAGUCACAAAAUGGAGGUUAAAAGGAGCAACUGAGUCAGAACACUCUCUCAAAAUGGCGUGUAAAGAGGAGAGAGAGGCUGAAGAUUACAAGAGGAGGGGAAGAAGAUCUUCACAGGGCCAGGAUCCUAAGGAACCAGAACAAUUAAGGAAGCUGUUUAUUGGUGGCCUAAGCUUUGAAACUACCGAUGAUAGUUUAAGGGAACACUUCGAAACAUGGGGCACACUCACCGACUGUGUGGUAAUGAGAGACCCACAGACAAAACGUUCCCGCGGGUUUGGUUUCGUGACCUAUUCUUGCGUGGAGGAGGUAGAUGCUGCGAUGGCAGCUCGGCCGCAUAAGGUUGAUGGACGUGUAGUGGAACCAAAGAGAGCCGUUUCCAGAGAAGAUUCUGUGAAACCUGGUGCCCACUUAACCGUGAAGAAGAUAUUUGUGGGGGGGAUUAAGGAAGACACGGAAGAAUAUAAUUUAAGAGACUAUUUUGAAAAAUAUGGCAAGAUCGAAACCAUAGAAGUAAUGGAAGACAGGCAGAGUGGAAAGAAGAGAGGCUUUGCUUUUGUGACGUUUGAUGAUCAUGACACAGUUGACAAAAUUGUUGUUCAGAAAUACCACACUAUAAACGGACAUAACUGUGAAGUGAAAAAAGCCCUCUCCAAGCAAGAAAUGCAGACUGCUACCGCUCAGAGAAAUCGUGGAAGCAGUUCAGGCAGCUUCAUGGGCCGUGGAAACUUUGGAGGCAGUAGUGGAGGUUUUGGUGGUAGAGGUGGAAGCUUUGGCAGCAGAGGAGGCUACGGUGGUGGAGGUGGUAGCAGUGGUGGCAGUGGCAGCAGAGGAAGUUACGGGAGUGGCGAUGGAUACAACGGCUUUGGUGAUGAUAUGUCCCAAGGUGGCGGAAACUAUGGUGGUGGUCCUGGAUAUGGUGGCAGAGGAGGCUAUGGUGGGAGCCCAAGCUAUGGAAGCCCAAGCACUGGAUAUGGCGGGGGAGGUGGCAGCUAUGAUGGUUACAAUGAAGGAGGAAACUUCAGUGGCAACUACGGUGGCAGUGGAAACUAUAAUGACUUUGGCAAUUACAGUGGGCAGCAGCCAUCGAACUAUGGGCCCAUGAAAGGGGGUGGCAGUUUUGGUGGCCGAAGCUCAGGCAGUCCCUAUGGCGGUGGAUAUGGAUCUGGAGGAGGAAGCGGUGGCUAUGGUGGAAGAAGGUUCUAAAAUAUGUAGCAGAUAUGAGGGGCUACAGUUCUUAGCAGGAGAGAGCGAGGAGUUGUCAGGAAAGCUGCAGGUUACUUUGAGACAGUCGUCCCAAAUGCAUUAGAGGAGCUGUAAAAUCUGCCACAGAAGGAGCGAUGAACCAUAGUCAGAAAAGUUACUGCAGCUUAAACAGAAAACCCUUCUUAAAGACUGUCAUAGCCACAGUUUGCAAAAGGAGUGCAGCUAUCGAUUUAAUGCAUUGUAGUGUUUAGAUGUACAUUCCUGACUUCUUUUUUUAAAUUUGUCAUUGUAGCUUUUGUCUUUUCCUUUAUAAAAUCAGGUAUAUUGCCCUGUAAAUUUGUGGUAGUGGUACCAGAAAUUAAAAAAUAAUUAAGGAACUUUUAAUUUUUCAAUUCUUGUGUAGUUCAGUUUUUUUUUUCUUAAACUUCUUUAAAUAAAGAAAUGUAGUUUUAGGGUAUAUUCUUGCUAGGAAAAAAAAUCAGUGCAUUAUAAUCUUGUAUUAGUUUAAAACUUGUGAAACUGCUGAAUCGUUUAAGAACUUUUAGUUUUACCGCAUAUGUAGCCAUACGAAAUGAGUUGCACAUGCAAAGGGAGGGGAGAGAUGUUUGCAUUAAAGCUUGUCUAGCCGUAUAACUAGGACUGAGUCAUUUAAAGUAGUGCUUGUGAAUGAUAAAAAAAAAAAGCUUUAUUUUCAAAAGAAAAUUCCAGGUAUUUCUGACUUGUGCUUAUAAUUUGUAGCUUUUGUCUCUUAGUUUAAGCCUUCUAAGUAAAUUAGUAUGAAAGUUCUUUUAAGCUUUAUUCAGUUUGCCUCUCGUUUUUGUCGAUAUAUGCAGAAGGUGCAUCAGCCCUUAAACGCCGGCAGAAUAGGCCUCUGCCUUUUAUUGCUGUCGGGGCUUAA